Messenger RNA from Aspergillus versicolor CBS 583.65, 966 nucleotides. Its product is annotated as alpha/beta hydrolase. The record is from RefSeq and is a predicted model, not a curated record. Bases 1 to 966 code for a protein of 321 amino acids. The transcript has 3 exons. Lineage: Eukaryota; Fungi; Ascomycota; Eurotiomycetes; Eurotiales; Aspergillaceae.
AUGUACGUCGAGAAGCUCUCGCCGUCGGGUGGGACUUCUCAACCGUACCCGAUUGUCCUUUUGCACGGUGGCGCCCAAACCGGCACAAACUUCCUCAACAAGCCCGACGGCGGCAGAGGAUGGGCCUCCUGGUUCCUGGAGCAGGGCUACGAGGUCUACAUCGCCGACCGAACCAUGACCGCGCGCUCAGCCACAAUCCCCCAAGACGGCUACUCAGAGGACGUCUUCUCUGCUGAAUUCAUUGCCCAGCGAUUCACAAACGUGCAGGACUAUCCUCUCUGGCCGCAAGCCAAACUACACAGCCAGUGGCCUGGAACCGGUGAACGCGGCGACAAAGUCUUCGACGCAUACUACGCAAGCACCGUGCAGUCCAUCUCCGACAGCCUCGCGCAAGAACAAACCAUGCAAUCCGCCGGCGAAGCCCUCCUCGACAAGAUCGGCCCUGUCGUGCUCAUCACACACUCCCAGGGCGGGCUGUACGGCUGGUCCUGGGCCGACAGCAGACCCUCGCUCAUCAAGGCCCUGAUCCAGAUCGAACCGAAGGGUCCGCCGUUCCGCGAAGUCAUCUUUUCGAACUCCCUCAGUCGGCCGUGGGGGCUGACCUCGAUCCCGCUAACGUAUGAGCCUGCGCCGACGAAUAUGACCGCCCCGCUGGCUAUGAAGACGGUCCCGUCGGAUUCGCCGGGGGAGUUGCUGGAGUGUAUCGUCCAGGCUGAACCGGUGAGGAAAUUGACGAAUCUGGCGAAGGUGCCGAUUCUGAUUGACACCGGCGAGGCGUCAUACCAUGCGCAGUAUGACUAUUGUUUUAUCAAGUUCCUGGCGCAGGCGGGUGUUAAGGCGCAGCAUCUGGAGCUGGGGAAAAAGGGGAUCCAUGGGAAUGCGCAUCUGCAGUUUCUGGAGCAGAACUCGGAUCGCAUUGCGGGGGUUCUGCAUGAGUGGAUUGGGAAUGUUACUAAAUCUGCUUAA